Molecule: messenger RNA, 4128 nt
Organism: Ostrinia furnacalis (Asian corn borer)
Lineage: Eukaryota; Metazoa; Arthropoda; Insecta; Lepidoptera; Crambidae
Gene: AlaRS-m
Product: alanine--tRNA ligase, mitochondrial
Exons: 14
Coding region: 217-3216 (999 amino acids)
Biological process (GO): alanyl-tRNA aminoacylation
Cellular component (GO): cytoplasm; mitochondrion
Molecular function (GO): aminoacyl-tRNA deacylase activity; nucleic acid binding; ATP binding
Source: RefSeq, a predicted model, not a curated record
UACGAAUGUAAAAAUCCAUUGUUUGACAGCUGUCACUCAAAGGUCGCAGAAAAUUGCCAAAAAAAUAUUUUUGGUGAAAAAAUACGUUUCGCAAAAGUUGUUAAGAAGGACAUUAUAACUUGUUUCAGUGAGUGAAAGUACAAAUGAAUAAGCUGUUGCCUGCAAGGAGGCGAAAGUUGCUACAGUUCUAGUUGGUGUACUUUGUAACCUAGCAAAAUGUUACGAAUACCGGUUCGAGGUAGAACAAUCCAUCAAAACAUACGUCUGAAGUCCACGAACUCGAGUAACUUUAUUAGAAGCACCUUCAUAGAGUAUUUCGUGGAGGGUCACGGUCACAAACAUGUGAAAUCGAGUCCCGUUGUGCCACUGUGCGAUUCUACCGUUCCCUUUGUGAAUGCUGGCAUGAAUCAGUUCAAAGGAGUGUUCCUCGGGCAAGUGGAGCCGCCGUGCGCGCGCGCCGUGAACUCGCAAAAGUGCGUGCGCGUGGGCGGCAAGCACAACGACCUGGACGCGGUGGGGACGGACGGACACCACCACACCUUCUUCGAGAUGCUCGGCAACUGGUCCUUUGGGGACUAUUACAAGAAAGAAGCAUGUCAAAUGGCCUGGGACCUACUGCUUGGUCCGUACCGGUUGAAACCAGAAAACCUUGUGGUGACGUACUUUGCUGGAGAUGUAGUCAUUGGCCUACCAGAGGAUAGAGAGUGCCGUGACAUUUGGAGAGCUAUUGGCGUGCCAGACAGUCGCCUCAAGGCUUUGGACGCCAAAGACAACUUUUGGGAGAUGAGCGCUACCGGGCCGUGCGGGCCCUGCACUGAGAUACACCACGUCAACCCGGACGGCUCGUUGACUGAGAUAUGGAACCUGGUCUUCAUACAGUGCAACAGAGAAGAAAACGGCUCGGUGACGCCGCUGCGGCGCCAACACGUGGACACAGGGCUGGGAUUGGAGCGGCUGGCGGCGCUACUGCAAGGCGCCCGCUCCAACUACGACACUGACCUGUUCCGCCCGCUCAUCGCCGCCGUGCAGCAGCACAGCAAAGGCGUGGCGCCGUACGCUGGGUCGUUCGGCGCGGGCGCGGAUCUCGACGCCGCCUACCGCCGCCUGGCCGACCAUGCCAGGAUGAUCAGCGUGUGCCUGGCUGACGGAGUGUUCCCGGCUUCUAGUCUAAACCUCAAGCAAAUAAUGCGCAAAUCCUUCAAAAUGUCCUCCGACAUCUUCCAAAACCCUCACUUACUAUCCUUACUCUACCAAGAAGUGGCCAACACGCUCGGCGAAACCUACCCAGAACUGAUAGCAAAGAGCAAAGAAGCCAAAUUGAUCAUAGAGCAUGAGGAGCAGGCGUAUGCUAAGAUGAGGGCAGGGCUGGCGAAGAAAUGGAAGGAUCUGGCUAAGAGGUACCCUGAGGUUGAGGAGCUGGGAGACGUGGAGAUGGCCAGCUUUGCCACGGGGUAUAAUGAGUUUAAAGAGGGAAUGGCCAAACAAAAAUCAACCACAAUACCUGGAGACCUAGUCUUCAAGUUGUACGACACUUACGGUUUCCAAGAGGACAUGAUUGAGAGAAUAGCAACACUAAAUCAUUUGGGCAUCGACAAGAAAGGCUUCUGGAAGCUUCUCUCAGAGCACAAAUCACGACACAAAACCGCUAUGAAAGAACAAUCGUCUAACAGGGCACUUCUCUUCGACAGUGCAGUGGAAAAAAUAAUUAAAAGUGGAGUCAAAUCGACGAACGAUCAGCACAAAUAUGAUUAUACACCUGUAGGAAACAAAAUACAAUUCAAAUCGCUCAAAACUAAACUUGUAGCUAUACUAAAUGAAGAUUGUGAGUGGAUAGACUUUUUAGACCCGUGCGAAGAUAGGCCUUAUUAUCUAGUAGCAGAAGAUUCAAAUUUCUACUGCGAGGAGGGAGGGCAAACGGCUGAUAGCGGUACCAUAAAAGUAAAUAAUAAUGUGACUUUCAAAGUAGAUACUGUUUUCAAAAUUCGGGACUUCGUAUUCCAUAAGGGUUACUUCAAAGUGAACAAAGGAAGUGAUAAAAAUUAUGUGAACUAUAACAGUGAAGUGGUGUUAGAAAUAGAUGAGUGUAAAAGAGUGAAUGUGAUGAGGAACCAUACUGGUGUUCAUUUGUUGAAUGCGGCCAUCAGACAGGUCCUUCCGAAGAGCGUGGUGUGUCCUACGGGAUCUAAGGUCACUGAUAAAGGGCUGUCUUUAAAUCUGUCGGUCUACGGCGAAAAAUUGUCGCAGAAGGUGGUCUUGGACGCACAAGAAUUAAUUAGGGAAACAAUAAAAUGCAAUACGCCGGUCUCUACUAGCGUGGUGGACAGUUUAGCGGUAUCCAGGGAAGGGGACGUGGUCACUAUCCCGGGGGAAACUUAUCCCGAAAUGGGGCUGAGGAUGGUCGCGGUUGCCCCGCCUCCUUUGCUGUCCAAAGAGUUGUGUUGCGGCACCCACGUCCCCUCCACGGGUUUUGUUGAAGACUUCUGCGUGACGCUGGUCAAAGGCGCGGGCGGACACACGCCUAUAAUACACGCACUCACUGGCGACCGCGCGAAGGAGGCCAGAGAAAUCUUCUGCCACGCACAGAAGUUAGAAGAAGUGAUAGAACUGGUAGACCCAGACAGACGGAAGGAGGAAAUGACCAACAUUAGGAAACGACUGUCUGAUCUGUGCGGUACUGGUGGCGCCCCCUACGGAGAAUAUGCGCAAUGUUUGGGGCUGUUGGAAAACUUGCAGAAGAGGGAAGUCAACACGAAUGAUAUGGCGUUACAAGCCGUAGCCGAGGCGGAGUUCCGCGAGGCGUUUGAUUCGGCGCAGGCAGAGGGCCGCCAGUUUGUGGUGCACUUCCUACGGUGCUCCUACCUCAUGCAAGGGACAGGACUCUCAAGGGCGUUACACGCCACCCCUGCCUCGUCCCCUGCGUUGCUGUUAGGAUGUGCUGGUGGAGUUAUAGUAGCAGCCUGUCGUAUGCCACAGGACAAAGUGACAGACACCUUCAACGCGGAGCGCUGGUUGCGCUGCAUCCUGCCGGUGUUCCACGCGGACGUCAAACCCGGAUCCACGCCGCUUACGUACGCCGAGAUGACGGCCACUAAGGUGAGCCUAAUCAACUGCGAGCAGCUAGUUCAAGACGCCAUGCGUGUCGCCAUCAAAUAUGCGCAAGCGCAGCUCAGGCCCUCAAGUUACACAGGCCACACCCAAACACGUCAGCACAACUGAACUAGAGAUUAUGCCGUCCAGGACGAUACAUACUGAGAUACAGGCAAAGAGCUUCCUCGUUGUGGAAAUAAAUAAAUACUAAUAUUAUUACUAAGUAUAGGUCGCGCAACGAAAAUUGAGGCGGACGCGGUACUGACAUUGACGUUAUAUUUUAAUGUAUCGAAACGAAUACACUUGAUUUGAUACCUCGCUCUUCCUAAAGCGAGACAGAAAGCGCUUCUCAGUCACCCGUUGUCUUAGAUGAGCGACAGAACGCGACUUGACACGAGACGCAACGCGACGUAAGCGUAAUUCGACCAAUAUUUCACGUGACGUAUGACAGAUGUCUUGACAUGAGACUACAUUGUUACUAACAAAAAAAAAACUGAAUGGAAUAAAUAAAUUAUCACCGGGCAAUUUUCAAAUUUCACUGUCCACCGUGUCUCGUUAAACACUCGACAUUGGUGAAACCAGUGUGCAAGCCAUUAAACAGAAUAAUAAUAAUACAUAAGUCACUAUUUUAUACAACGACAUCGUCGCAUUGCCGCGUUUGUCGUUCACUUAGGACAACGGAUAAGAUUACGCAAGACGACAGAGCAGCUAGCGUCUACUGAAACAUAAACACAAACAAAUAUUUCUUUGUGUUGAUCGCCUCAACUCUCGCUGAGCGACCUAUAACUCUGUCUCAAGCGUAUCGUGAGAGGGGAGGCAAGUUAAGGCAACUGAACUUGUAAAAUAUUUAAUUGGCAACCACCUAUUAUAUCAGUAAACUUAUUUUAGUUAUGUUAAAACCCCUAAAAUAUAGAAAUUCUGUUUUAUUUAUUUGAACUAGUCGUAGUAAGUUUUGUUCAAUGAAGUAUUAUGUUUUGGGACAUUUUUAAAAACAAACGGCUUACUUUUCGGUCUGGAAAGUGCAGUAUUUUUCAUUAUUUU